Messenger RNA from Aureobasidium musti, 708 nucleotides. Lineage: Eukaryota; Fungi; Ascomycota; Dothideomycetes; Dothideales; Saccotheciaceae. The record is from the annotation of a GenBank genome assembly.
AUGUCAGAGUCAUCGGAUGCUGCAUUACUUCGCAAGGCUAGGGAUGAAUACAGUGUCAAAUUGCAGCCUGUCCGUGUUCAAAGACUAGAAGCGGACAUCACAUGGGUCGAGAGUUUUACGAAACUUCUCGCCUUCAACCAAACACAGUAUCAUCGUGUCGUUGUUCUGGAUUCAGACGCCAACGUUCUUCAGGUAGACACUGUGCCUCAUGCGUUAUUCUCUACUGUUGCUAUGCCUCGCGCAUACUGGCUAGACAACACCCUCUCAUCUCAGCUAAUUGUCAUACAACCAUCUGAGCAGGAAUUUGGGCGUAUAGAGGAUGCCUUUAGCCACCGCAACACGAGUGACUUUGACAUGGAAAUUCUAAACGAUCUCUAUGGCAAAGAGUGCCUGAUAUUACCACACCGAUACUAUGAUCUUAUCACUGGAGAGUUCCGUAACAAUUUCCACCACCGCUAUCUAGACUCGGGGACCGAACACUGGAAUGCUCGCAGAGCACUGAGAGAUGCAAAGUAUUUGCACUUCUCCGACUGGCCUUACCCAAAACCAUGGUCUGAAUAUUCGCAUUACACACAUGAUAAGCUGCAGCCACCCUGUCAAAUGACUGUUCUGGGCGAAGAGGAUUGCAGCACCCGUGAUGUCUGGAAUGAAAUCUACUUCGAGUUUUUAGACAGGAGACAAGGUUUGCGGCUCGAAGUAUAUGCCUGA